AUGCCGGGCUCCCCCCACGUCACGGUGAUAGAGGAGGGCGGCGGCGGGCGGCGCCCCGAGUCCGCCCGCCACGCGCUGGCAUCUGCCUCCAUCACCCUCACCCUCGCCAUCCUCGGCUCUUCUGUGCUGCCCAUCCCCUAUGCCUUCUCCCGUCUGGGCGUCCUGCCAGGCCUGGCCAUCAUGCUUGUCGUGGCAGCCUCCAACUCGCUGUCGGGCACCCUGCUGCUGCGCUGCGCGUCCAGCCUGGACAAGGGCACGUUUGAAAGCCUGGCCGAGACGGUGGGAGGGCCGACGUGGAAGCUCGUGACCGAGGUCUGCCUGGUGCUGCUGCUGUGGGGCAAUUUGACGGGAGACUUCUGCCUGCUGGCAGACAUGGGCACCAUAGCCACGCAGGAGCUAUUCCCGGGCGGCCCUCCCGCCUGGCUGGUGGCCGGCAACGGCCGCCUCCUCAUGGCAGCCCUGGCGCUCCUCGUCGUCUUCCCGCUCAGCUGCCUGCGCCACCUGCGCCAGCUGGACAAAGCUGGCCUGGCUGGGGUGGGGUUUGUGGCCGUGGUGGCGGCGAUUUUCGUGCGGUGUGCCGUGGGCGACGGCCUGCCAGCCGUGGCCAGCGGGGAGCUGCCGCUGUGGCGCCCCGCGGUGACCGCCAACCUGCCAGAGGCCGUCGGGGUGCUGUCCUUUGCGUUUUACUUGACCCCAAUGCUUCUGCCGCUGCUGCGGGAGAUGCCAGCGGGCAAGCUGGGGGUUGACCUGACCUGCAGAGCCGUCCAGAUCGUGACAGUGGGCGUGGCCUACUUGACAUAUGCCGUCAUCGGCUUCUUCGCAGCUGCCCGGUACGGCCUGCGCACCGAGGGCGACGUUCUGGUCAACCAGUGGCUGCCGGGGCGGUGGGAUGGCGUGCUGGGCGCCUUUAUGACCGUCUACCUCUCGGUCUGCAUGGCUCCCAUGGCCAUCACCCUGAGGUGCCAGCUGGAGAACCUGCUCCUCGAGGAGGACGCCGCCAUGCCACGCGGGCGCCAGGUGGCGCUGACCGGGGCCUGCCUGCUGAGCAGCCUGCUGCUGGCGCUGGCGUUCCCCACCUCUGCCGAGAAGAUGUUUGCAGGCAAGCGCCCAGGGAGCCGCCUGUGCGAGGCCGUGACUGGCGCCACCGCUGUGUGCGCCGUCUGCUACGUGCUGCCUGUGGCCAUCCACCUCAAGCUGUACCUGCGCGGCAGCGGCUGGUGGCGCGGCGCCGGCGCCGGUGUCGCCGGCAAGGGCCGCGGCGCGCCGUGGCUGGCGCGGCGGCGCAGCUUCAGCUUUGACCACCGCGCGCCGCCGGGCGGCCCGCUGGCCGGCGGCGGCCCCGGCGGUGGCAGCAACGACCGGCUGGAUCCCCGCUGGCUGCUAGCGGCCGACUACCAAGCCGGGUCUGCGGCCCUGCCGCGCAUGCAGGCCACCUCCUCGUCACGCGUGGCAGCCGCCUUUGCUGCCCAUCUGGGCGAUGCAGCGGCAGCGGGGCAGGUGCCACCGCUGGGGCUGGGGCGCCAAGGCGGGGCGGCUGAGGGCCCGCAGCAGCAGCAGCAGCAGGGGGCGGAGUGGGGGGAGGAGGAGGAGGAGGGGGAGGGCCAGGAGCGGCGCAGCCGGGCCGACCUGCUGUCAGGCCACAAGUGGACGGACCUGUCGCUCAACCGCUGGCUGCGCGGCCAGUCGUACGACAGCGUGGGGGGCAUGAGCGGCUACCCCGACUCCCUGCCAGCCACCCCGCUGUCCCCGGGCGCCUCCAGCUCCCGCGCCUGUGGCCGCGGCGGCGGGCGCGACAGCAUGGACAGCCUGAACGGCGGCGGCGACCAGCUGGAUGGCUGGGACCCGCUGGGCAGCGACGAAGAGCAGCAGCAGCAGCAGCAGCAGCAGACGCCACCAUGGAGCCCCGAGGCGGCGCCCCUACUCCCCAGCCCUGGCGUGGCCCGCGACGCCAUGCCCCUGCUGCCUGCUGUCCCGGAGGCCGCCUCGCUGGCGGGCGCCGAUUUCGGCAGGCCCGGCGGCGGCGGCGGCGGCGGGGGGUACCCGUGCCUAGCGGAUGCGGGAUCGGGGCGAGACGCGGUGCUGCCGCUUCUGUGGCACGUGGUGCUGCCGUUGGGAGUGCUGCUGCUUGGUGUGGCGUCCAGCAUCAGCGCUCUGUGCCUGGCUGUGGCGGCCCUGGUCUAG
This is a messenger RNA of Chlorella variabilis, 2181 nucleotides long. RefSeq lists its product as hypothetical. The transcript is spliced from 7 exons. Gene Ontology annotation, molecular function: amino acid transmembrane transporter activity. The record is from RefSeq and is a predicted model, not a curated record. Lineage: Eukaryota; Viridiplantae; Chlorophyta; Trebouxiophyceae; Chlorellales; Chlorellaceae. Gene Ontology annotation, biological process: amino acid transmembrane transport. Bases 1 to 2181 code for a protein of 726 amino acids.